AUGAUCAGUCACCAGUGGAAACUGAUUGGUCGUCCCCCCUUAGUUCUUCGAACAUGGAGAACCUGCUUCAAAAUGACCGGUCGUCAAAAGAUGGCGACCGGUCGCCAGAGGAAAAUGAUCAGUUGUCUCCACGUUGUCAAACUUAGGAGGAGAAAAUUGAACCGUUUUGUGAGAUUUUGCCCUCUCUGGAGAAUUCUUCAGCUCCAGUACCAUACUAAUCACUUGUUGAGGAAGUCAAUCAGCACAAAGCCUACAUAUCAGCUUCUAGAAAGGAAGAACCGUGGCAAACCUCGAGUAGAAAAUGAAGCAUAUCUUAAAGCCAAAGGGAAAUACCCUAUCAAUAAUUAUAUAUCUCUCAGCAGAUUUUCAGACUCAUGUAUGCACUUUGUGAAACAGUUGGCUGACAUACCUGUCCAUAACAGUGUGACUGAAGUACUAGAAGACCCAAAAUGGAAAGAGGCCAUGAAUGAAUAA
Molecule: messenger RNA, 474 nt
Organism: Prunus armeniaca (apricot)
Lineage: Eukaryota; Viridiplantae; Streptophyta; Magnoliopsida; Rosales; Rosaceae
Source: the annotation of a GenBank genome assembly